CAAUGGCCGGGAAAAUGGAUAAGACGACAAAAAUCGUGGUCGCGGUGGUGGGUUCUCUCGGGCUGCUUAGCACAAUCAUGGGGUUCUCCGCCGAAGGCACGAAGCUCACUGCUUCGGACGUGCUGAUCGGCGACGGGGCGUGCUACUACCCGCGCAACUCAUCGCUGGCGCUCGCGAUCUGCGCCGCCCUCUUCCUGGUAGUUGCCCAGGUCAUCUUCGCGGCCGUCGGCGGCUGCUGCGGAUGCUGCAAGUCCCGCACCAUGCCCUCCGAGAAGAACCGGAUCAUCGGCGUUGUCUGCGCCGUCGUCUCAUGGAUAGCGGCGGUGAUCGCGUUCGCGCUGUUCGUGGAUGGCGCGGCGGUUAACGGCGAGGGUCUGCGGGAGACGGACACGUUCGGGCAGUGCUUCAUCCUCAAGGACGGCAUCUUCGCCGGGGCGGCCAUCCUCACGCUCGCCGCCACGGCACUCGGGAUCACCUCCUACGUCCUGCUCGGGAGGCAGACGGACGCGGCCGCCGCUGCCGCGCCCAAGGCAGGAGGCGGGAUCGCAAUGGGGCAGCCGCAGUUCCCGCAGCAGUCUCCUCCCCAGUGGUACGGCCAGGCCCCGCCGCCGAACUACCCGCAGUACCCUCCUCCUCCAGCACAGGGCUAUGGAGCGCACCGACCAAACCAGCAGUUUCCCCAUCCUCAAGGACAUGCGCAGGUGUAG
This is a messenger RNA of Lolium rigidum, 707 nucleotides long. RefSeq lists its product as uncharacterized. The transcript is spliced from 3 exons. The coding region runs from base 3 to 707 and encodes 234 amino acids. NCBI's taxonomy places the organism in Eukaryota, Viridiplantae, Streptophyta, Magnoliopsida, Poales, Poaceae. The record is from RefSeq and is a predicted model, not a curated record.